Sus scrofa (pig) is the source of this 6523-nucleotide messenger RNA. It is a transcript of the gene TRIM11, whose product is annotated as tripartite motif containing 11. Gene Ontology annotation, molecular function: protein binding; zinc ion binding. NCBI's taxonomy places the organism in Eukaryota, Metazoa, Chordata, Mammalia, Artiodactyla, Suidae. The record is from RefSeq and is a predicted model, not a curated record.
CCCAACCACUGCAGGAGAAGGUGAAGGAGAGAAGGGAGCACAUUAUGGUUGAGUUUGAGAAGAUGGACCUCUUCCUGAUGGAGGAGAAGCAGCGCCUCCUCCAGGCCCUGAAGAAGGAGGAGGAAGAGAUGGUAGCAAAGCUGCAGAAGAGCAUAGCCUUGCUGGAGCAGCAGAGUCACUCCUUGGAGAUGCUGUUACUGCAGCUGGAGGACAAGAAUGAGCGCACACCACUUCAGAAGCUGCAGGUGAGGUGGGCAGACCUGCUUACCUGGCUAGGGGUGGGGAUGUGGGCAUGAGCUCUGGCUCAGUGGUAGUCAAGGCGACCUGACCUGUGGCAACAGAUACUGGUCAACAGGGAUCGCUCUCUCAGUCAGUUCAAGCUGCAUAACAAAUACCAUAGACCAGAUGGUUUAAACAACAGACAUUUCUCACCCUGGAAGCCUGAGAUCAAGUUGUGGGCAGAAAUCAGAAUCAUCUCUCCUGAGGCUUGUCUCCUUUGCUUGUAAACAGUCAUCUUCUCCCAGUGUCCUAACAUGGCCAUUCCUCUGUAUGUCUGUGCCCUGAUCUCUUCUUACAAGGACAUCAGUCAGAUUGGAUUAGGGCCCACCCUAAUGACUUAAUUUUAUCUUAAUCACAUCUUUAAGACCCCAUCUCCAAGUACAGUCAGUCUACAGUCUUGAGUUAGGGGGUUAGGGCUUUACGAAGAUGAAUGGUGUGUGUGUGUGGUGGUGGUGGGGGGGUUACUCAAUUCAGCCCAUGACAGGCUCUAAUCCUAGAGACCUGUAUCCAUACCCUUCAUAGCCCAGGGAUGAGGCCUGAGGGCAGCUAUCUUCCACACAGUGACAUGGGGCACAAUGGCCCAAACAGACAACCUUCUGACUUCACAUGCAGAAGCAAGAUACAUGAUUGCACCUGCUAGCUAUGGAAGUAGGGAAAAGGCUGCCAUGAAUACACCUGCACACCAAGGCUCUGAAAAGGGCAGUUAUGUUAGCCAAAAAGUGGGUAACUGGCUAUCAAGUGUGUGGAGUGGUGGAAUCCAUAGCAAAAAAUACGUUUCGCACUGCAUUACAUACACAUUCAUAGGAACAUAUUUUUACAACUGAAGUAAAUACCACAUGUAGGGUAUCUAUAUCUCCCAGUGUGCCUGGGUCAGACCCAGUUUUAUGCCUGUUAUCCUGGCAUUCUAUGGGUUUUGUCCCCCCAUAAGUGUCCUGGUAUAGACAACAGGCUAAACUCUCACCCUGACUUUGGGAAAUAUUUUGUCUUCUAUCAAAAAGCAUCCUGUUUCCAACUAACUGACUCCUAACCCACUCAGGCUGAAGGCCCACAGGGUGAAAGUUUGGUCUUCUAUGCCUCCAUGGCACAUAACAAGUGGGCAGCUUCCCUGUGUCCUCACUCAUUGUGAUGGGGAAGAGCAGAAGGCCUGGGAGAGUCAGAUGCAUGAUCGCUGUGUACAGCCAAAAGAUAGGGUUUCACUCUGGAAACUAGAAACGGGGCCAUGGGAAAACAUCAUAAACCCCUCCUAUAGGAGGCUCUACCUGCCAGUCAACACGGGGUGCUCCAGAACGCCCCAGAUUCCUAAUGGGACCUCACCAAUCUCUCUUCCCCUGUUCAUGUCUUUUGAAGGAUAUGAAGGACCUCCUCAGCAGGUACGUGGCCACCAUUGGUGGAGGUGGUGAUGGGUGCAGGGAGGACUGCGAGUGGGACAAGAGGGGAGAGUGAGACCUGUCCCCACCGGAGGAAGAACAACCUGAGUGUGCAGUACCCAGAGGCCACAACCACCAAGCUGAAGACAGUCUGUAGGGUCCCAGGGCAGAUAGAGGUGCUCAAGAAUUUCCAAGGUAAGUGGGGGCCCAGGUGCUCUUGGCAAUGCCCCGCCCUGCUCCUAGCCACUGAAGGCAAGAGACACCAAUGAGGGAGGUCUCAAACACACCGCCCAAUGCCCAAAUGGUUCCCCUGCCCAUCUCCUUGGCACCAGUAAUAUCCACAGUUGGGGUAUGGGAUCAUGCAGUAACUCCAGUUUCAAAGCUGAACUCAGCCAAAGGGAAGCCUGGGUGGGGGUUAGGGUGAAUGGGGGAUUAUUCAGCCCCUGUUAGGGCCUUGCCCUCCCCUCUUAGACCCUGAAAGUUCCCUCUCCCCUCCACCCUGGGCCUGUCUCCAGAGGAUGUGAUGCCUGAUCCCACCACUGCAUACCCCUACCUCCUCUUGUAUGAGAGCCGCCAGAGACGCUACCUGAGCACCCCAGUGGAUGGCACAGCCUGUGGCAAGGACAGGUUCCUAGCCUACCCCUGUGUGGUAGGCCAAGAGACUUUCUCCUCAGGGAGGCACUACUGGGAGGUGGGCAUGAACCUCACUGGUGAUGCACUGUGGGCCCUGGGUGUGUGCAGGGACAACGUGAGCCGGAGGGGCAGGGUCCUCAAGUCCCCUGAAAAUGGGUUCUGGGUGGUGCAGCUAUGCAAGGGAAAGAGAUAUGCACCUACCAUGUCUGCCCUGAUUCCCAUUACGCUUACCGAGCCCCCCAGCCACAUGGGCAUCUUCCUGGACUUCGAGGCGGGAGAGGUGUCCUUUUACAAUGUGAACAAUGGGUCUCACCUGCAUACCUACUCCCAGCCUGCCUUUCCUGGCCCCCUGCAGCCCUUCUUCUGCCUUGGGGCCCCCAAAUCGGGCCAGAUGGUCAUCUCUACAGUGACCCUGUGGGUGAAGGGAUAGAGGGUCAAGCAGGGGGAGCUUGGGCAGCCUUGUUUUUUCCAGAAGGUGAGGUGGUCCAGCUCAGCAAGGCCCAUCUGCCCUCCUUACCUCACAUGGAGCAUCUGCCGGCCAUUGGCUGUGCAGAGUUGUUUCACAAAACGGAAAUAUAAUCUUGAUUAAAGCAGUUAAACACUUAGCAACUAUAUUUUCUAUAUGGAGAUGCUUCAUAGAAAACUUUCAUAAGUUUCAUAGUGGGUCCCUUUCUAAACACAUAUGUACAAGGCACAGUGUGGUGCAGUUUUCUUUAGCUAUGUCCCCGACUCUCCUCUUAGGGAUGUUGCCAUUCAUUGGCUCCUCCAAGGUUUAAGGGUUUGCUUAUAUGUACAGCCAAGGCCUCAGGUGUUCACUUUCUUUGCCUCCUCCAAAUUCUGUAUUUGGGUCCUUCACAUAGGGAAAAUGAAAGUGAAGAGAUUUUUCAAGCAUAACUUCUAAAAGCCUCAGAGCUGCGCACCCUCUACCCUUGGAACUUGCAGGGACAAAAUUCAAAGAAUAGGAUCAAAGGAGGGUCCUUUCCUUUCACUCCCUCUCAGUGGUCCCCACCCCGCAGUUUCAAAAACACUAAAAGCCAGGUAACAGUUGCCUGCAACCCCAGAAUUCUGAUCAAUGUACUCCUACCCCAACAAGACCAAAGUCCCUGCAGGCCAAGUUCCUCACCCCAUAUGUUCUGAUUAUCUCCUGGCCUGGGGGCACACGAGGACACCCUGGAACACUGGGGACGAAUUAAGGCUCCCCACCACAGCCUCGGCCUCCUUUUGUUUUUGAGGUCUCUACGCUUUGCAGAGAGCCUAGUGAUGGUGCAAGGUACUCCCCUGGCCGGGCCUCUGCACCCCGACCUUUCGCCAAGUGCGAGGGAAGACAUAGGGCAGCGGGACACUGGAGCAGCCCCUGUAGCUAGGCGACCACGGCUAGGUCACCGGGCGAGGAGUCUCCAGUUCUGUCUCGCCAGCGGGCCGCGUGACAGGCUACAGCCAAUCCAGAGCUAAAACAGGUUGUUCCAAGCGGCGGGGCGGGGAGAAACAGCUGCUUCCUACUUCCGCCCCUUCGGUUCCUCUUCCGGUCCUCGUACGGAAGCUCUAGGCCCUGGGUCCCCGAAGCCACCGCAGUUCCGCAACUGUACACUCCGCAUCCCUGUAGUCACACAGCUUCGGACCCCAGAGCUUCUGCGGCCCGAAGCUCCCCGAGUCCCCUGGUAUCUGCACGUCGCGUUCCUGGAACCCCGCGUCCCUGCGCGCUCCCCAAAGUCCCGGCAGCGGCCCGCCACCGCCCGACUCGGCGGAGAACGGUGCCUUCCUCCGUUACAUCGGUGUUAUGGCCGCCCCCGACUUGUCCACCAACCUCCAAGAGGAGGCCACCUGCGCAAUCUGCCUCGACUACUUCACGGACCCGGUGAUGACCGACUGCGGCCACAACUUCUGCCGCGAGUGCAUCCGGCGCUGCUGGGGCCAGCCCGAGGGCCCGUACGCGUGUCCCGAGUGUCGCGAACUGUCCCCGCAGAGGAACUUGCGACCCAACCGCCCGCUCGCCAAGAUGGCCGAGAUGGCGCGGCGCCUGCACCCGCCGUCGCCCGUCCCCCAGGGCGUGUGUGCCGCACACCGCGAGCCACUGGCUGCCUUCUGCAGUGAUGAGCUGCGCCUGCUGUGCGCGGCCUGCGAGCGCUCGGGGGAGCACUGGGCGCACCGCGUGCGGCCCCUGCAAGACGCUGCAGAGGAUCUCAAGGGAAAGCUGGAGCAGUCUCUGGAGCGUCUGCGGAAGCAAAUGGAGGAUGCGCUACUGUUCCAAGCCCAGGCAGAGGAGACAUGCUCCUUGUGGCAGAAAAUGGUGGAGACCCAGCGGCAGAAUGUGCUGACAGAGUUCGAGAGGCUGCGCCGACUGCUUGUGGAGGAAGAGCAACGGCUACUGCAGAGGCUGGAGGAGGAGGAACUGGAGGUACUGCCCCCAUUGCGGGAGAGUGCAGCCCGCCUCGGACAGCAGAGCGCCCAGCUGGCCGAGCUUAUCACUGAGUUGGAGGGGCGCUGCCAGCUACCAGCGCUGGGGUUACUGCAGGACAUCAGGGACACCCUGCGCAGGGUCCAGGAUGUGAAGCUGCAGCCUCCUGAGAUAGUGCCUAUGGAGAUGAGGACAGUGUGCAGGGUCCCAGGGCUGGUGGAGGCCUUGCGGAGGUUCCGAGGCGACAUGACCCUGGAUCCUGACACCGCCAACCCUGAACUGGUCCUAUCAGAGGACAGGAGGAGCGUGCGGCGGGGGGACCUGCGGCAGGCCCUGCCUGACAGCCCCGAGCGGUUUGACCCUGGGCCUUGUGUGCUGGGCCGGGAGCCCCUAACCUCUGGCCGCCACUACUGGGAGGUGGAGGUUGGGGAGCGGGCCAGCUGGGCCCUGGGCGUCUGCAGAGAGAACGCCAACCGUAAGGAGAAGGGCGAGCUAUUUGCUGGUAACGGGUUCUGGAUCCUCGUGUUCCUGGGAAGCUACUACAACUCCUCUGAGCGGGCCUUUGCCCCUCUCCGAGACCCACCCCGGCGUGUGGGCAUCUUUCUGGACUACGAGGCUGGACAUCUGUCCUUCUACAGUGCUAAUGAUGGAUCGCUCUUGUAUACCUUUCCUGAGACACCCUUCUCUGGGACCCUGAGGGCCCUCUUCUCACCUCUGUCCAGCAGCCCGACCCCUAUGACCAUCUGCAGGCUGAAAGGUGGGCCUGGGGACAUGCUGGCUCCCCAGUGAGCAGGCCUCUCUUAGCCCCUUGUCCUGCCUUCUGAGCCUUCGAGCCACUUGGAAACUGAGAGGAGGGUGCUUGUCCUCUGAGCUGUGGAAAGCACUUGCAGUACCACUCAGAUUAUGCAUAGCAAAACUGAACUCUUGUCACUGCCACUCCCAGGAAGCCAUGUGCAAGUGUGUGGGGGUUGGGCUGUGUCCUCCCUGGGGGCCCUCCAAGGUCAUCAGGUCCCUAGACCCCAUUCACCAAUGUGUUUACCCAAGCCAUUUGCAGAACCCUGAGCCCAGGGCCCUGGUACUCUAGCUCCAUCCAGCCUCAGUCUGGAAUGAGACACCAGGGCCUACAGAAUUUUCUCAGGCUGCAGUCUGAGCCCCCCACCCCGACCCCAAACCCUGGGUGUGGGGGCAAACCUCAAGAAAGCUGCCAUCCUGUGAAAUUCUGUCCAAGAGGUGGUUCCAAGCCCACCAGCCUGUCUUGGAAUCUGGUCGUAUAAAACUGGUAGGGGUUCUUAAUGUGGUUGCCUCAUGGGGGGUGGCAGUGGUGGGAGGGCAACAGAGUCCUCAGGAGACAGGUGAUAGGGGAAAGGCCAAAGGAAGACAACUGGGAGCAAGUCACUAAAUAAAGGCGUUGACUAACUAGGACACACAGGCACCCUCAAUUGCCCCCAAGGGUGGUCAACUGGGGCUUCUGAAUAAAGUUCCUUCCCUGGUACCCAGUGUAGAGAUUUGGUUCUGGGAUCCUGGAGGUGACUGCAAAGCUCAGAAAUAACACAACUUCACAGUUUCUGUCUGGGCUGUGCUGAGAACAGUUGGCUGAUGUUGCCCUCAUAAACAUCUCUUCACUAGCCCAUGGGGCUGUCCCUGAGCUCAGGACCCAGAGUCUCACCCCUUCCUGGGGCAGAGGGUAAGGCCACAGAGAGCUCUGGCUUACAGGACCCAGGAUUUAUUUUGCUGUAAGUUUGGCCCUUCUUCAUCCCUCUUAAGAAGGUGUGAUCCAGUGUCUCUGUACCCCCAGAUUUUAUUAAUUGUAAGGACCAUUCUCAUAGUAAAUAAACUAACAGUUGUCUGA